AUAGUGGGCUAUCUAUAAAAUAUGCGGUGUCCUAACAUGUGAGAACGCGGUAACACUGCUAGUCCAGGCGAACCCAGAGUCGGGAUGACGUAGGAAAAUGAGAACGCGGUAACAGUAGAAUCCAUUGGCGUUCGUCAACUGUCUGCAUAUUCCGACUCGGAGUAGGAAAUUAUAUUUACAGCUACUACUAUAAAUGCUUUCUUCUCCAGCUUCUUUCCCCUAAUUAACCCUCUAUCCUCCCUGUUCUUUCUGCAUUCUGCUUCUCCCUCUCUCUCUCUCUCUCUCUCUCUCUCUCUCUCUAUUUUCUGUCGUCAAAUUAUCCCUAUUUUUUCUGUUUUCUCCAUAUCAUCUACUCCACAUUUAUUGGAUUCUGUUUUUUCAUAUCCGUUCUCCUUUUUCUAAGGUGGUGCAUCAUGUCAGAUUAUAAGCCAAAGAACAUUCUCAUCACUGGUGCGGGUGGAUUUAUCGCAUCUCAUGUCGCCAACAGACUCGUUAGGAGUUACCCAGAAUACAAGAUUGUUGUCCUUGACAAGCUUGAUUAUUGCUCAAACCUCAAAAAUUUACGGCCUUCUCAAUCAUCCCCUAAUUUUAAAUUUGUCAAAGGGGACAUUGCUAGUGCUGAUCUUGUUAACUAUCUUCUGAUUACUGAGUCUAUUGAUACUAUUAUGCACUUCGCAGCACAAACCCAUGUUGAUAAUUCCUUCGGCAAUAGUUUUGAGUUUACUAAGAAUAACAUUUAUGGAACACAUGUUCUUCUAGAAGCAUGUAAGGUCACCGGGCAAAUUAGGAGAUUUAUUCAUGUAAGUACUGACGAGGUCUAUGGGGAAACAGAUGAGGAUGCCGUUGUGGGUAAUCAUGAAGCUUCUCAGCUUCUCCCAACAAACCCAUACUCAGCUACAAAGGCUGGUGCUGAGAUGCUUGUCAUGGCUUAUGGCAGAUCAUAUGGUUUGCCUGUUAUUACAACCCGAGGAAACAAUGUGUAUGGACCUAACCAAUUUCCAGAGAAGUUGAUCCCAAAGUUCAUUCUUUUGGCCAUGAGGGGCAAGCAACUUCCAAUUCACGGUGAUGGAUCUAAUGUGAGAAGUUAUUUGUACUGUGAGGAUGUUGCAGAGGCUUUUGAGGUCAUUCUCCAUAAGGGAGAAGUAGGUCAUGUGUACAACAUUGGGACGAAAAAGGAAAGAAGAGUGAUUGAUGUGGCCAGGGAUGUAUGUAAACUAUUCAAUAUGGACCCUGAAGUAAGCAUCAAGUUUGUUGAGAACCGUCCUUUUAACGAUCAGAGAUACUUCCUAGAUGAUGAAAAGCUCAAGAUCUUAGGGUGGUCAGAGCGCACCACAUGGGAAGAGGGGCUGAAGAAGACAAUGGAAUGGUAUACCAAGAAUCCGGAUUGGUGGGGUGAUGUCUCAGGAGCAUUGCUUCCUCAUCCAAGAAUGCUGAUGAUGCCUGGUGGGAUCGAAAGGCAUUUUGAGGAACCCGACAAUGAGACUGCUACUUCAGAAAUCCGCAACACCCAACCUCAGAUUGCGGUACCUAUUUCUCGAAAGAGCAAUACUUCUCAGAAGCCAACUUACAAGUUCUUGAUAUAUGGUAGAACUGGUUGGAUUGGUGGUUUACUUGGCCAGUUGUGUGAAAAGCAAGGUAUUGCUUUUGAGUAUGGGAAGGGACGCUUGGAAGAUAGAGUGUCGCUUAUUGCUGAUAUCCAGAAUGUUAAGCCUACCCAUGUUUUCAAUGCUGCUGGUGUCACCGGUAGACCUAAUGUUGACUGGUGUGAGUCUCAUAAAGCAGAGACCAUUCGUGCCAAUGUUGCCGGUACUUUGAGUUUAGCUGAUGUCUGCAAAGAGCAUGGGCUUCUUAUGAUGAAUUUUGCCACUGGUUGCAUCUUUGAGUAUGAUAAUGCACAUCCUUUGGGCUCUGGUAUUGGCUUCAAGGAGGAGGACAAACCCAACUUCACUGGCUCAUUUUACUCCAAAACGAAGGCCAUGGUGGAAGAGCUGUUAAAAGAUUAUGAUAAUGUCUGCACCCUCAGGGUCAGGAUGCCUAUAUCUUCAGAUCUCAACAACCCAAGAAACUUCAUCACAAAGAUUUCUCGUUACAAUAAGGUCGUUAACAUUCCCAACAGCAUGACAGUUCUCGAUGAGCUUCUACCCAUUUCCAUUGAGAUGGCAAAGCGGAAUCUGAGGGGCAUUUGGAACUUCACAAACCCAGGUGUGGUUAGCCAUAAUGAGAUUCUGGAAAUGUACAAGAACUACAUGGACCCAGAUUUCAAAUGGGCAAACUUCACACUAGAAGAGCAAGCCAAAGUUAUUGUUGCUCCAAGAAGUAACAAUGAGAUGGAUGCUACCAAAUUGAAAACAGAAUUCCCAGAAUUACUGCAUAUUAAGGAUUCACUAAUCAAGUAUGUUUUCGAGCCAAACAAGAAGACAAACUACUCUGCUUAAGAAUCACCCUUUCUGCAUAAUUUAGAGAUGAUACAGUUGUCAUAGUUGCAAUUUAAUUUAUUUUUACCAGUAGCUGAUAUUUGAUAUCUUAAUAGAAUUUUGGCAAACAUUCAUUAUUAGCUUCAUAUUGUGUUUUUCCUUAUACCUAGACUAGAUCUGCACUAUAAUUAUUCUGUUAGGUGUUCAAAUUUUCCAUUUUUUCCUUUUAAUUGUUUACUUGUGUUUUUCCUUGCUCUUUCUGUUCCAUAGAGCACGAAAAAAGAUUACUUGUUACACAUAAACAUUUCUUUUUCUUUUUCC
This is a messenger RNA of Amaranthus tricolor (Joseph's coat), 2735 nucleotides long. Its product is annotated as trifunctional UDP-glucose 4,6-dehydratase/UDP-4-keto-6-deoxy-D-glucose 3,5-epimerase/UDP-4-keto-L-rhamnose-reductase RHM1-like. Gene Ontology annotation, biological process: flavonol biosynthetic process; UDP-rhamnose biosynthetic process; auxin export across the plasma membrane. Bases 414 to 2435 code for a protein of 673 amino acids. Gene Ontology annotation, molecular function: UDP-L-rhamnose synthase activity; dTDP-glucose 4,6-dehydratase activity; UDP-glucose 4,6-dehydratase activity. The transcript has 3 exons. NCBI's taxonomy places the organism in Eukaryota, Viridiplantae, Streptophyta, Magnoliopsida, Caryophyllales, Amaranthaceae. The record is from RefSeq and is a predicted model, not a curated record.